This is a messenger RNA of Ectocarpus sp. CCAP 1310/34, 3175 nucleotides long. NCBI's taxonomy places the organism in Eukaryota, Phaeophyceae, Ectocarpales, Ectocarpaceae. The record is from the annotation of a GenBank genome assembly.
CCUCCCCCACUUGCACCGCAUAAAGCUCCGACCAAAACACUGCUGCUGCUCUAGCCAAGCAGAGGAGGAGAAGUGACCAAGUACAACAUCAUGGCUCCAGGACGCAUCUCGGCCGCUGCGCUGCUUGUCCUCGCGCAGCACCUCCAUGUCGACGCCUUCAGCCUGAACGGAUUCGCCGGAGCUUCGGUGCGACCACAGCAGACAAGGACGGCCUCUUCGGCCGCCCCCAGCAUGGUGGCCGCCGCUCCUCCCAACAGCAAGCCCAUGACCAAGGAGAUGCAGCGAAAGAUGGAGCGCCUGGAGCAGGAGCGGAUCCGCAAGUACGUUACCCCACCGGAGUCGUACGCUAACCAGCCCCUCUCGACCCCUACGAGCGAGCACCUCAUCGGGGAGGAGAUGGUCAAGGACGACGCUACCGCGAGCGCGCUCGCGGACAAGUGCAUCCUCGAGGCCGAGCGCCUCUUCGCUUCAGACGAGGGCUGGACCAAGGUGCUGGAAGAGGACGGCAUCUUCGUGGAGACCAAGGACGUGGCCGGUCCGUACCUCAAGUCCGGGGUGCGGGUGGUCAGGGGGCUGGGAGCGAUCAACGCGGACGCCGACGACUUCUACAACUUCCAGGUCUCCCGCGAGGGCUUCCAGUCGAUCGACGAGUACCUCGAGAACCACCGCAACGUGGACCGCCACGAGUGGGUAACGCAGCCGCAGUACGAGAACAUGAAGGACUACGAGCUCAUGACGAACCGCGUCGAGUGGGCGUACCCGACCCAGACCCGCGAGUUCGUGGCCCUCGACAUCAUCGACCGACCGCGCAAGAUCCUCAUCUCCAAGAGCGCUCUGCACCCGGACAGGCCGGGGGGAAGCCGCUACCAGACCGAGGUGCCGCUGGACGAGACGGAAUACGUCCGCGCUGUGCAGUACUACGCCUCCAAGGUGGAGCCGCUUCCGGAUGGCAAGUGCCUGCUGCGCAUGGUGACCUGGGGGGAGAUGUGCGACAGCUACACGGCCUUCUGGAUCAACAAGUUCAACGCGCACGUGUUCAUCACCCCCAAGUACAAGCGGUUCCGCCGCGUCAUGGAGGACGGAGAGAAGGUGUUCGAGCUCAGCAACAUCGUGAACGAGGCCUGGAAGCUGCCCAAGCUGCUCAUGAUCAAGCCCGACCACUCGGUCGCCAAGGGAUCCAACUUCGUGGACAACCUUCGCAACCAGGGCAUUGAGGCAUCGGCAGCGAAGAAGGCAGCCAAGGUGGCGGAAAAAGAAAUGGCGGAGGCAUGAAGAUAUAUAAAUCUUCAUGAUGAGUUUUUUUUUUUUUUAGGGAAAAGGAUGGGUGUCGUUGUGCGGAUUUUCCCCCAGCGUCACGUACCAUAUCCUCUCCGGCAUGUUGGGAGGGUUUGCGCACGGGGCGCUGUCAGUCUGUUCCACCACACUCGGCAUUUUGGCUGAAGCAGCACAGGUGUAUACUGUCGUGGGCAAGACGCAUCUACCUCUUGCGUUGGUUUAUUCUGGCAAGGAGAGCUUUAAGAAGUUGUUAACAUUGACUGUGAUUCAGUGAUAUUGCGGCCAGGUUUUGUUUCUAUACUCGUGUGAGUGCGGGCAUGUGUGGAUGCUGGGCUGACGGUACUGGUGUGUUUAUAGAAAAAGGUAGCCGUUUGUUGUAGAUUGAAAAUCGAGCGCGCCUUGCUUGCCGCUGGCGGCUCUAUCCCUUCCCACCCUUCGCCUGGCGUUGUAUGCGUACUGGUACAAUACAGCCCUUGCUGAUGAUGGUUGGUCGGCGACAUGGGUAGGGGAAUCACUUAAAAUUGCCCCCCGUGAAAAAGCCAACAGCAUUAUCAAUUUGGUUUGUCUGGACUUUUGGAUCUAUUUUGCCGUCGCAUGUUGUCCGUGGUGCGGGAAAAUAGAGGGGUGUGUCGACGUCAGGGCUGGUUAGCAGUACUAGCCCCAACAGAUGCACUAUUCUUGUGGAUGUUGAGUGGGGUCCCAUGCCUAUCCUGUGGUCGCGGUUCAACAGCGUAAUAUGAUACGUCGUGUGAGUAGAGGCGACGCAAAUUGCAUGAAACCCAAACAAUUAUUUCCCCAACGGCCCAUGAUGCCAGAUUGUUGUCUCUCGGCGUGUGGGAGCCUCGAAUCCCAGGUUGUGCUUUUGUUUGUUCUAUACCUGCCAGGCACGGGGCGAGCGAAUGGGCAACACUUGACUCCACGCAAGUGUAUUUUUGCUUGCUCUCAAAUCGCGGCCUGCCCGCGCCUUCUACAGCACCAACAUGGAUCAGAUGACCCCGUGCAAAUUUUGACUGCUUGACACAACACCGAAGCAAAAAGCGGACAACACACCGACGGCGUGAAUAAGCGACCCAUGCACUCGUGUGAAAUCUCUCUUCAUUUAUCACGGCCUGCGUGCGCCGUGAAAAUAGCUGGGCUGCAACGACAGUCCUCACGCCACACACGAGGCGGACCAGAGUUGGCCGGGACCACUCUACAGCUUCCACAGGCGAACUACACCAUAACAUGAUGGCUGUGGGCGCACCCUGCACCCUGUCCUCAGAAAACGCUACAAAGUAUAAUACAACCAGGAGGUGGACCAACCCUUGCUUGGUGCCCCCCAAACGCGCACCGUAACAAAUUUUUCCUCCGAGCACCUCGACCCCUGUACAACUCUGGGACGAAUGUUCGCCAGCAAGCACAUUUCCAGCAGUCUUGGAAGACGAGACAAGCGGAGCAGAUCAGUCUCGCUUGGCGUACGUACAAGUACACGCGAUCAAGCCUUCUGUCCUCUCGCAGCAGCCCAAAGGCGAACGGCCACCAUUCUUCUUUCUCAGCUUUUGUCCCGUCUGCGUCCCCCCCCUCCUCACCCACCCCCGGUCCCUCUGCGUGCUUGCCCACGGGAGGAAAAUGUACCCCAGAGGAGUUGAUCGGGACAUGAAAAUCCACGCUGCGACCACGAAAAGAACGCCUCCAGCUGAAAGGUGCAAGCAUCGGUGUCCCAGUAGGCAGCCGCUGUCAUCUGUUCUCCCUUUUCCCCUGCCAUUUGCCAUACGAGGCGGACUCACGCCGAACUGGUGGUUGAUGAUACUGAGCUCACGGGGCUGGAAGAGAACACGACUCUGUAUCUCCUUCAUGAGAAGGCAGCUCCUCCGCACUUUAUUCCUCUUGCUCCCCUUCUCCCUUCAAUUCAUCGUAUUCC